UUCAUUCUCAACCCACAAUUCUCUCUCUCUCUCUCUCUCUCUCUCUCUCUCUCCAUUGACAUCAAACAUAUUAUCGCAAAUUCAAAGAAUCAGCCUCCUAAUUCUGCGAAUUCCUUGGACAAUCUUCAUAUGUCGGUCCUCAUGGACACUACAGAGUCUAGGAUUGGAGGAGAUGCCCCGCCAAGCAAUACUCCAAAUUGGACAAUUAAUGUUUCAGAUAUAAGAACAGUUAAAGUUAGUAAUAUCUCUCUAGCGGCCUCUGAGAAGGAUAUUAGGGAAUUUUUCUCUUUUUCUGGUGAAAUCCGAUAUGUUGAAAUACAAAGGGAAACUGAAACAUCUCAGCUUGCAUACGUCACCUUCAAGGAUUCGCAGGGAGCAGAUACAGCUAUCCUUUUGGCAGGAUCGACAAUAGCUGAUCUUUCAGUCUCUAUAACACCCAUUGAGAAUUACCAGCUGCCUCCUGAUGCUCCUCCUUUGACCCCUAAGGAGACAAAGCCAACUGCCGCAGGUUCAGCUGUUAAAAAGGCAGAGGAUGUGGUGAGCACGGUCCUUGCCAAGGGCUUCGUUUUAGGAAAGGAUGCCCUCUACAAGACAAAAUCUUUUGACAAGCGACACCACUUGACAUCAAAUGCGUCAUCUACAGUUGCUUCCAUUGACCGCAAGAUGGGUCUUAGUCAGAAGUUAAGCAUAGGGACAGCCAUGGUACAUGAGAAGAUGAGAGAGAUGGAUGAGAGGUUCCAAGUAUCUGAAAAGACAAAAAAUGCCUUUGCCGCUGCCGAGCAGAAGGCUAGCAGUGCAGGAUCGGCUAUCAUGAGUAAUCGUUACGUAUCAACAGGAGCUUCAUGGGUUUCGAGCGCAUACAGUGCGGUCAUAAAGGCGGCCGAGGAUGUGAGUGCUAUGACUAAGGUGAAGGUUGAAAAGGUGGAGGAAAAGAAAGAGACUCUAUGCAAGGAGAGAGAGGCGGUGGUUAAUGACUAUGCUCGGGUUCACCUUGACAGGGCUUCGGUUGGCGAGCUUCCGGUGGUGGCUCCUAAAACAGUUGAUAACAAUAAGAUCACAAUAAUAUGAUGUAACAGUCCAUGAAUUUCAUUUUUCCUUUAGAAAAAACUCGGAUUCCUUUUCAUUUUGAUGUUUGAUUUUUGGGGAGCAAAAGGGUUUGAUUCACUUCCCUAUGCUCUUAACAUUAGGAUUUGUAUCUUUAUGUAUAGUCUUUUUGUUGUAUCAUUCAAGUCAUUGAGCACAUGACAAGAUUUCCCAACUGCCAUUCUUUUCCAGACAGACAUAUAUAUAUAUAUAUAUAUAUG
This is a messenger RNA of Camellia sinensis, 1304 nucleotides long. The record is from RefSeq and is a predicted model, not a curated record. Lineage: Eukaryota; Viridiplantae; Streptophyta; Magnoliopsida; Ericales; Theaceae.